Messenger RNA from Salvelinus namaycush (lake trout), 7671 nucleotides. RefSeq names its product PR domain zinc finger protein 2-like. Lineage: Eukaryota; Metazoa; Chordata; Actinopteri; Salmoniformes; Salmonidae. The transcript has 9 exons. Gene Ontology annotation, molecular function: DNA-binding transcription factor activity, RNA polymerase II-specific; RNA polymerase II transcription regulatory region sequence-specific DNA binding. The record is from RefSeq and is a predicted model, not a curated record. Gene Ontology annotation, biological process: regulation of transcription by RNA polymerase II. The coding region runs from base 1 to 4572 and encodes 1523 amino acids. Gene Ontology annotation, cellular component: nucleus.
AUGAUCAAAGUUCAGCUGCUGCUUCUACUGGCCCUGGUCGGCCCCCUCUGUGGCGUCGCACACGCAAGCACACUGGUGACACCAGUAGAGCUGGUGACAGAUUCCCCUGCUGUUCCCGAGGCCACCAAGCCCCUCAAAGAGGAAGAUCCCAUAGUCACCCAUGCCCCUUCAGCUGAACCCGAGGCUGCGGCCGAGGAUGUCGUAACGGACACCCCUGCCGCCGAGGAUGUCGUAACGAACACCCCAGCGGCCGAGGAUGUCGUAACGGACACCCCUGCCGGAGAAGAAACCGCCGCUACUGAGGCUGCUGCCACGGAGGUCGCUCCUGUGGAGACCGAAGCCCCUGCCACUGAAGCUGCCAAGCAGGAGGCGGCCACAACUAACGCCCCUGCCAUCAUCACCGAGGCCCCGGCGGAGCCCGAAGCCGAGGCCACGACAGCUGCAGAGGCUAAGGAGGAGGUGGAGGUGGAGGAACCAGAGGAGGGUAUGGGCUCUGGACAAGUGGUUGGUAUUGGGAUUGGUGCAUUGGUGGCAGUGAUCGUUGUCAUCGCCGUGGUGAUCGCCGUGGUGAGGAGAAUGGGCAAAUACUCGCAGCGUCCCAACGCCCACUGCCGCAGUCCGCCAGCUUCAGCCCCCUUUACCUCUGCUCUCUCUCUCUCCACACUGGGAACAAUGGAGUCUUUUGAGAGGGAGAAGAUGGAGAAGCUAUGGGCCGUUGUGAAGCUCACCAGCUCUGCUCUCCUUCUGCCAUCACUGUGUUCCAGCGGGGUCCGUGGUGCUGCAGCUGAGCAGGAGCUGAGUCGCCCAGCCCCCUGUCUCCACUGCACCUCGUGCGUCACAACCCUCCAGCAGCAGUGUCCUCAGAUGCAGUCCUGCAAACGCAAAGAGACACCAUCGAUGCUAAUAACGAGGUCUGAGCUGAGAGGUUCUCCCACCUGCCGAUCCCUGCAAAAGGUUGCUGUGUCAGAGGACUCCAAAGAGAAGAGUACACAGCUUCCCAAGGCCAUGGAAGACUCUCACACUUUAUACAUCUCAGAGUUGGGAGAUGAUGACAAUUUAGAGGAGGAGGAUAAGGAGCUUGAGGAAACUCACUGCAGUCUUUAUUUAAUGUCCAUGGAAACGGAUGAGCUGGCAGAUUCAAACACAAGUUGCCAAAAACCUGAGGCCAAAGGCUGUGACCUGAAGCAGGAUUUAGGAUCGGUCUCCCAUUCAACAACCCCUGAGCUCCCAGAGAAUCCUGACCAUGACCCUGAUACAGAGAACAGGUGUCUACGUCAGAUGAACAUGGAGAAUUACAGGGUGGUCACACUUGCAAGUAUUGCAAAAAGGUUUUUAGCACACAUACAAACAUGCGACGACAUCAGCGCAGGAUCCACGAGCGCCAUCUCCGGCUCAAAGAUGCAAGAUGGCCUCAAACCCAGCUUUGCCCUGAUCACAGAAGGCCAGAAGCUGUGUUCACCACUUUCCCUGACUGUCCUCCCAGCAGGAUUGGGGAGGUUUAAAAGAAGGACAGGGUCUCCCCCAAACUCACCACAACAAAGCCCUAUGUUGAAUGUUGAAAGCACAACAGAUGUGGGUGUUUCUAUUGCUGUCAAUGCCCCAACUUCAGAGAGCCAAUGCAGUUCACCCGCAUGCAGUUUAUCCAGUAAUGAUGAGAGUGAGAUCUCCAACAGUCCACCAGUAAACGAUGCAAUGACAACUCGUCUCUUGCCAGAGGGAUGGUCCCCAAUGAGUGGGGGUAGUUCCUGCAACCAGCAACCUUUGGACCUCUCAAACGCUGUCAAGAAAAGUGAAGACGAAGCCCUGCGGGAAGCUGUGUUGGACUUGAGUGUGCACAGAAAGAGUGCAGAUGAUUCAGAAGCAAAGAGAAUUUUAGUUCCACAACCCUUAAAUAAAAAGAGGAAGCCAAACACCAGCAUGUUGGAGAAGGUGCUGAUGAAUGAGUACGCAAACUUAGAGGUUGCUGCAGAGCACGAAUUAAGUAUAUUAGAAAAUCAUGAUGCACCAUUAGGUACAGACUUUGCCAUAGUUACUGCUUCGUAUAUGUCACCUGCUACUGAAGGCGAGGUGUUCGGAUUAACUUUGCCCUCUUCAGCACUUAGUCCAUCCCCUUCCUCUCUAGCUUCAGUCACCAGGCAAUCGAUCUCACCAUGCACCAUAGCACUUGCUUCCCCAUCUCCACAUCCAGUCUUACCCACUGCUCCGUCGCUAAUUACUGUUUUAGCACCACCAACAUCUUCCUCUAGCAAUUUCACAAAUCAACCUAUCCUUCAAGUAUUGGCCCCUAAGAUAUCUCCUAAACCUUUAAUAAUCUGCACUGAAAAUUCAUUGAAUUCAGCUGAGUGUGAGUGGAGAGCUGCUUUGCCAGAUUGGGCUACCUCUAAUUCUGCAAGCCAACUUGCCAUCUCUAAACCCCUUGACCCAACUCUCAAUAUACAAGGGCAUGUGUUUCUCACAGAUCACACUAUAAAUCAAAUAGCUCUGAACACUACCACAGUUGAUUCCAACAUUGGAUUUGAAGUGCCAACAUGCUCUCCAGCUUUAACUCUAAACGAUUCCCUUAUCAACUCCUUUGACAUUACUAGUAAUACUGUUUUAAUUGAAUGCACAGUUGCUCUUGAAACCCCAGAGAACCUUGUCCCUACCACAAUUGCUUUCCAAGAAAAUAAUUUUGAAUCCACAGCACCUGCGCAAAUUGUCAUAAAUCAGCAGCAGCUUCUGUCCUUGCCUCAUGAAACCGUUGACCCUACUAUUUUAGUAUCUUCUUUAGAGCAAUCGGUUACCCUUUCAACACUGUCUGCAGUCAUAUCUGAAUGUCAAGAAUCCAUUUCCUCCCCUGUUCCUGCCAUUAUUAAAAGGGAAUCUAACCAAAAGGUAGUAUCAGAGGACAUAUCUAUCUGCCCCUCUAAAACAGCACCUCCCUCUGAGGGCACAAGUCAAGUGGAAGAAUCAUCAAAUGAGACCCUCUCCAAGCUACAAGAGACUUUCACUAAGGAAUUCAUAUGCAAUGUAUGUGAUAAGCUUUUUCAUUCAAUGAAGGAACUGGGUCAUCAUGUAAGUGAGCAUUCUGAUGAAUGGCCAUACAAAUGUGAGUUCUGUGUGCUGCUCUUUGGGAAGCCCACGGCAUUGCUUGAUCACAGGUCAACCCUCCAUGGCGUCGGCAAGAGCUAUGUUUGCUGCACAUGUACAAAGGAAUUUGCUUAUCUUUGCAACCUGAAACAUCAUCAAAAGGAGUUGCACCCUGGCCAGGAAUGCAAAUACACAGAGGAAGAAAAUGGCAAGCUACGACCCCAGAACUACAACAAUUCAACAAAAGUUAGCACAGAGGCUUUGUCCUACUGUGCCAUGGCGGAGUCCAAUAAACCUGUCAUAAAAGAUGAGGGAGAAUUAGAUGACGCUACUGAGGAACUCUUUACCACAAUAAAGAUAAUGGCUUCUGAGGGAGGAAAACCCAAAGGCCUGGAUGUUUGUCUUGGCAUCAACCAACACUAUCCCAGUUUUAAGCCGCCUCCGUUUCCCUAUCACAACCGGACACCUGUUGGCUCUGUAGCCUCAGCUACCAACUUCACCACCCACAACAUCCCACAAACCUUCAGCACUGCUAUCCGAUGCACUAAAUGUGGCAAUAGCUUUGAUAACAUGCCAGAGCUGCACAAACACAUUCUUGCCUGUGCAAAUGCCAGUGACAAAAGACGCUACACACCCAAUAAGAACCCCAUUCCUCUUCGUCACUUUGCAAAAGCCCAAAAUGGAGUACUGUCCUCUACUAAUUCCACAAAUGGCCAAAAUGCUCUACACACGGCAAGUCAAACAAAUCGUCCCAAACUCAAUCAGGAGCCACCUGCCAAGUUGAAGCUUAAUGCACUCAACAAAAGGAAAAAACAUCUGGUACAGAGGGCCAUUUCACAGAGGAGUAAGUCUACCUCUUUGACAAAGAAAACCUCUUCUCUAGUGAAUGAGGAGCAAGAGAUCUAUGUCUGUCCACAUUGCAUUAGAGAAUUCACAUACCGCCGCAGCCGAACCAAGCACAUGGCCGUCUGCCCCAGGAAACCUGCUGCCAAAGAGGCCAAGAAAAGAAAAGAUGGCAGUAUCUCUUACACUAAGGAAAAUAACGGCCACCUUCGCAGAGAAGUCCUUCAUUUGGAAGAGAAAUCUGACCAUGAACAGAAAAGCAGAGCCCAUAGUUCUAGUCCAACAAAGAGGACAGCCAUAUUACCAGCUCAUAAAGUCCUGUCAAACAAAAAAAGUAAAGCCAUCAUUGCAAUGGCAAGUGUCCAAACACCGCAGGAGGCACCCAAACUGACUGCACUGUCUCUUGUUCGCCCUUUCAACUCCCCACAACGUCAAGGCAAUAGGAUGCAGCAUGGUGUAAAGGAAAUUUGUUCAAACAUUACACUGGUGAAAUCCCACCAACAACAACCACAGGUGGAUGAGCACCCCUGCAGUCAGAGUGGAAGGGUGAGGGGACCAGUGACCCGCAGUCUACAGCAGAUUGUCGUCACAGCUUCAGCAAAGGAAGAACAGCUGACCAGUCAGGAGCCACCAAGGGAUCUGCAGGAUCCUUCAAUUUGAGAUUCAUCCAAUGGACUGCUUCAGACAGUGGACAAUUGAGGAUCAUGAUACAUUUGUGGAGGCUUAAUGAAAUAAAAACAAAUGCAAGAAGAGAUGGAGAAUGCAGCAGUGGGUAGGUGCAAUCGGACAAUGUAUGGAGGCUUUCAGAGAACAUUUUUGUUGUGCAUUUCUUGUCCUUUUCAUAGAAUGUUUGGAAAAGACUGCUGUGCACUUUGAGAAACUUUACCUGUGAUGGGCACGUGCAUCACAGAAUAAGUAAUCUGAUGAUUAUCUGAAAAAAUUACUUAAUUUAAAAAGCCCAUCCCUAUGAAUAACUAGUGAGGUUUGCAAGUGGCAAUCAUAGGGGCAUGCAGUUAUUACAUUUUGUUCAGUUAUCUAUAUGUGUACUGUUAUGUGGCCUUUUUAUUUUGAACCUAAAUGCAUGCUACCAGUUUAUUGUAGUAUUAGAUUGCCCCUUUCUCACUGAGUCUGUCCAAUUUUAAACCACACUUUUUAGGUUUGAAUGAUCAUCAACUUGUGAAACUCUGGAUCUCUUAAAAGGAUAGUUUUCCAAAUGUUUAACGUAAUCGUAAUAAUUGUCAUACCUCAAGAGGAGUUAUGUGGCUGUCUUUGAAUUUUUAUACAAGCUCCAAGGAAAGCCCUGAGAAGUAAACAAUGCAUGGAAUGUGAGUAUAAAAACCUAGAGCUGGGCGAUUAUUUGAUUAAUUGGAAUGUAUGUUUAGCGCGAUAUUCCAAAUGCCUCUAUCUCAGGAAUCCAUUUUUUUUUUUAAAUAUUUUUUUUAAUGAGCGUUUGUCUGAUUUUUCUCACGUUGUAACUACACAUUUACACACACCAAGCCCAGCCCCCUGCCACUCACAACAACAAAGAUGAGAGAUCACUUCUUCUCUGACAGUGGUUUCAACUCUCAUUUGCAUUUUAGGUUUGGUCCGACAGAAUCUGUCAUGGAAACCAAAACCCAUAAAAAGGUUAAUCUCCUCUAUUACAGUAAAGUAAUGUUUCUAAUGGAGACCCCCUGGGGGUUAGGGGGCCCCAGAUAGCAUAUGAACACUCAUAAAUAAUGGCAAAAUGUGUAGAAUUGCAGGAAAUUUGCUUUAAUGGUUGACUUUGGGUGCGAUAAACGGUCCAACUUCUCAAUUGUCAAACAGAAAUGGGGUGUGCCUUGGGUGUCAUCCUGGUCAUGCGCGGCGUGACUGACGUAGCUAGUUUGUUAGCUAAGAUAGCCACUUCUAGCUAGCCAGUAACUCCUCCAGUAUGUGUUGACGUCAUCUCACACGAUUUGUUUUUGGACGGAAGCUGUAGAGAUUGGCAAGAAAUGGAACUUCUAUAGCCAAAUAUCUUAUUCAUCAGUAUAUAUUUUUAUUUACACAUUACAUUACCUUGGAAUUAUGGUGCAUUGAUCAGUUAUACAGUUUAAAGCUGUUAUUUUAGAGUUUUUGCCCAAAGUCUACCUUUUUUAAAGUAGCAUUCCAGUGUUUCCAGACGUCUAUGAAAUAUGAUCUAUAUUUAAUUACAAUACGAGUUAAAUAUUUUUUCUUCCAAUAUUUUUUUAUUAUGUUAAAAAGCAGCUGGGUGUAUACCAGUCAUUAAAAUUAUUCAUGGAAGUAGGCCGCUGAUUGGCCAGCUCAUCCUCCUCUUUGAAGAAAUGGCAAGCAUUUAUUUUAUUUUUUAUGGUCUGUUUGAGAUAUAGUUAUAAUUAUCUCAAACAGACGGGGACCCCCGUCUACUGUUCGUUGUGGACUUGUCAUUGAGAGAUUGUUUAUGAGACCUGUGUUAAUAAUUUUCUAUAAUGCCUCCAACAAGAAGUUAGUCAUUAUUAGUGAAUGUGCAUUAUGCAUGGUUCUGGUUAAAUUUUUAACAAAAGACUUGAAAACCAGAUCAGUGAUUAUUGCAGAAAAGCAAUUUAAACAAUGACAUUAUUAAUUGGGUCUUAUGGUUGUGGAAGGAUUAUAUUUACCCUAGGUAUAAUUUCACAAGCCAUGCAUUCUUUAGAUUAUUGCUGCCUGUUUUAAAUGCAGGGUAUUUUACCUUUAAUUGUACAACAAAGCUUAUUUAAAGAGAACGUUUUUUUUUUAAUUGACGUAUAUCGUGAUGCGAACCUAUGUUUGAAAAAAUUGAGAUUUUUUUUGGACAUAUCGCCCAGCCCUAUUAAAAACCUAGACUAAAAAGUAAUGUUCUGAAAUCUUUCAUUCAAUGUCAAACACGGAUCUUCGCUAUUGAUAUUGUCACAAUAUAACUUGAAUUGAACUAUUUUAGGCAAGACUUCAUACUCACAUUACAUGCAAUGUUUAGUUCACAGGGAUUUCCAUAUAGCUUGUAUGCAAAUUGAAAGAUGGUUAUAACUCAUCGUGAGCUAAGAAAACAAUUAACAUUGCAAUACCCCUGUGGUGCUGUUUUGCCCAAUGCGGAUCUCAGCUUUAAAGGUGAAUUCUGUAAGAAUUAAACAUCUUGAAGGCCCUUAAAGCUAGAGUCCGGGAUUGAUAUAUCCAUAAAUGAAUUAUAUACAGCCCAUGAUUUUUGAAGAAUUUAACUUCUACAUACCUGCAUUAGCGUACAACUGCCUUACCCAAUCAUAGCCCAAAAUAUAAGCUUGUAAUUGUAAACAAAAAAGCAUCACAAACAAAUUAACUAAUGUGGUUGUCAUGGACUGUCAGUCCUUGCAUUUAGAUCAGUGUGUAUGAAUUUGAGAGGGCUACAUUUCCCUAGCACCAUCCCUCCGCUGUAUACUAAAUUAGGAGGCAGGGCAGCUGUUUUGUUUUUUGACAGUAGAUUUCAAAAACCAAAUGGCAGCCCUGCCACUUGUUUAGGCACUUCCUGUUCAGCCAGCAGACUAUGUGAACAAUGGAGAUGUUUUUAUGACCAGUUAACCUAAAUCAAGGAGUUUUUGCACAUUUUUAUAUACAAUUAGGUCAAUUUAGGCACAUUUUUCAAGCCCAUGCAAACCUGCAGAAACCUAAUUGUGGAUUAUGGAAGAUAUAUUACGCUGCACAAAGCCAAAUCCUUUAAUAUUUUGAAGCAAAUCAUGUUUUUGUUUGUAAACAAUGGAGUAAUAAAGGCAUAUUUUGAGCUGUGGUAGACAGCUGUGCUAAGCUUGUAAAGCA